This is a messenger RNA of Apiotrichum porosum, 1512 nucleotides long. RefSeq lists its product as uncharacterized. Bases 1 to 1512 code for a protein of 503 amino acids. Lineage: Eukaryota; Fungi; Basidiomycota; Tremellomycetes; Trichosporonales; Trichosporonaceae. The record is from RefSeq and is a predicted model, not a curated record. The transcript is spliced from 7 exons.
AUGCAUAUACCGACUACAGGCAUGGUUGGUGUAGGUGAAACGAGUCGCGCUGAUCAUGUGCAGGACGCAUACCGUACUGCUAUUCGUUUCCCUCGGGCCAGGCGUAUGGAGACAAUCCAGGACUUGCAAACCCCCCCCCCCCCAGCCAAGCCAACACGCCUAUGUCACAACCUUCCAGCCCCUGCAGUCCUACUCCGACAAGGUGCGGCUGGAAAGCGAGUCCCCCCCAAGGCGUGCCAUUUGUACGAGCACGGCUUUAUGAAGCGCCUCCGCCACCCCCGUUCAAUGCACCCGUCUGCGCUCGCGCAGUCGCGUCGGCAACUGGACCGCACAGUCGAUCUCGCCGCCCCCUCGCCCAUCGUCGAGGAAAGUUCUCCUGCGGACGAGGAUGCUGCGGAAGAGGCGGUUGUGGUAGAGGCUCUGAACGUCAUCGAGAUCGUGGCCGCUCUCCUCAAGCUGAAGCAAUUUCGUCCUUUGCUCGCGAUGGAGUGCAUUCGGAUGACAGACUUCGUCAUGCGUAACCUUGACACUGGUUCUAACCAGUGGCAUGAAGCCAACGGCGACGUUAUCCGUGACUACCUGGUGCGCGGUGGCAGAGGAAAGUUUGCGGAAAAGGAGUUUACCCUCGAAGCGAUGCAUGCUGGAUUUGACCUGGCCGAAUAUCGGUGGCUCUUGCUGGCCGGAAGUGUGGAUGCUGCCCUCGUCAAAGAGAUGUUCUGCACGUACAUCCUCAUCCCCCGCGAAUGUGUCGACCUCGAGGUCGUGAAGAAGGUCGAGGACGGCGUCAUCAACUGGCGUGAAGCUCAAAGUGACCCUACGGGCAUGACUGACCCUCCAACACGAGGGGGAGUGUCCCUGCUCGUCCUUCACCAAGCCGAGCUCGGCCCACCCGAGAACUGGCUCAUGAAGGCCUCCUCUGUCAUGCAUGUCGAGACGCCGGUCCCCGCCCUCCAUGCGGUGGAGUUUUCUGCCUCAACGUUUUUGGCUUUACCGUUGACGACAUGGGCGGCUGCAACUUCAAUCUUUUCGACCGACUGGCUUGGGACUGCAUCAUCCCUUCAGGCCGAAUGGUCUUCAUCUUCCGGGUUCUCGAUAAACUCAUCAAGGAAUGCCCCGACACGGUCCUGCCGUCCAUGCUCGACGCCUCGGGAUGGCACGACUUUGUGCAAGCCGUGUUAUGAACGGGCAGUGCCCGUGACGACGACGGCUACCCUUGUGUGGAUCCUGAGGGGUGCCGCCCGCGAGCACCUCUUCAAGAAACUCCAGCCAACCCACCUGGUCGCCUACUGGAAGACGCCAGAGGCACGCAAGAGCCUCCCCGUUCCCACCUCCUUGGAGCGCUUCUACGACCUGGAGUACAUCCACUCCAAGCAUCUGCCAAACUAUGGACCUCGUUUACUCCGGGCUCUGUGCACACGCGUCCGCAAGAUCGCUCCUGCCCUUCGCGAUGAGGAUGCCGCCGCAGAUGCCCUCAAGAAGCAGCAGCAGCAAGAGAAGAAGAAGAAGAAAUGA